Molecule: messenger RNA, 510 nt
Organism: Cylicocyclus nassatus
Lineage: Eukaryota; Metazoa; Nematoda; Chromadorea; Rhabditida; Strongylidae
Source: the annotation of a GenBank genome assembly
GCUCUUAUAAAAGCAUCCGUGAAGGUGAUGCUAACAAACAACUCUAGAAUGUUGGCUUCGCUUCUACUGGUGGGCCUGUAUAUGGGUCUGUAUCAAGCUGCGACCGCAGAAUAUAGCUGUUCUGGAACCACACUUGCAGCGGGCGAAAGGAUUUUGAUGGAAGCACUUCAUGAUAUGAGAAGAAGAGAAGUUGCCAGCGGAAUUGUCAAUAAUGGAAUAAGCGGCAAAAAGCUACUGCAGGCGAAAAAUAUAAAAAAAAUGAAUUAUGAUUGUGCUUUGGAGGAAGAUGCUCAGAAGGUGGCUGAGUCGUGUACACUUACCCAAACACCUGAAGAUAAACGUCCACUGUAUGGGGAGAACAUAGCCGUGAUCGAACCUAAGGGCGCUACACUUAGCAAUGGGGAACUACUAGCCAAUGUGAGUUUCGAGCAGCUUUCUCAAGAUGGAUAUCAUACAGUGAAGCAGAACGCGUCGAAGUGCUCCAAGCGAAGCGGCUCGCGAGGACCUUAG